AAACGAUCAAAAAUUACCAAAUGAAUUUCCUAUUAUUUUUUUUUUAAUUUGUAUCCUAAAUUUGGACCAUGUUAUUUUUAUAUAUAAUUAUGAUAAUUAACUGGGAGAAAAUUAAUUGAAAAAAGGAUUAUGUCGUGCAAUAGUAAUCUAACUAAUCAAGACAGAAUGGAAGUUCCGCGUCGUCCUAGCUUGUCAAUGAAGAUGCAACGUAGUUUGACAAAAGUUAAAAAGAGUAUUCAAAGAAUAACUGAGAAUUUUCAAGACGAAGAAAAGCAACAAACGUAUGUUCUACCAGAAAGAUUAUCUUCUUUGAUGCAUAAUACAGGAUUUUCGAAGGAAGAAAUACAGAGAUUAUAUCGUGCAUUUAAACAGUAUUGUCCAAGAGGAACUGUUACUACCAAUGAUAUUAAACCGGCCUAUGCUAAACUUUUUCCGCUUGGUGAUUCUGCAAAAUAUGCACAGAUGGUAUUCAAUAAUUUUGACACAAAUAAGGACGGCAUUGUCACAUUUGGAGAUUUGCUUCUAGGAAUAGCUACGAUCGUCAAAGGAACUAAUGAUGAAAAACUAAAAUGGAUAUUUCAAUUUUAUGAUUUAAAUGGAGACGGUUGUAUCUCAAAAAACGAAAUGACGACGACAAUAUCAGCUAUUUAUGAAAUGAUAAACAACGAUCAAACUGUCUGGAAUAUGGUAAACAAUCACGUGGAUAAACUUUUUGAAAAGAUGGAUAUUAAUAAGGAUGGAAUGAUAUCCAUAGAGGAAUUUAUAGCCAGUUGCAAAAAUGAUACGCUUAUCCAGAAUCAAUUGACAGAAUUUAAUCAUUUUUGGUGGUAAUAUAG
Polistes canadensis is the source of this 836-nucleotide messenger RNA. RefSeq names its product hippocalcin-like protein 1. The coding region runs from base 130 to 831 and encodes 233 amino acids. Gene Ontology annotation, molecular function: calcium ion binding. The transcript is spliced from 4 exons. The record is from RefSeq and is a predicted model, not a curated record. NCBI's taxonomy places the organism in Eukaryota, Metazoa, Arthropoda, Insecta, Hymenoptera, Vespidae.